Molecule: messenger RNA, 1971 nt
Organism: Penaeus indicus
Lineage: Eukaryota; Metazoa; Arthropoda; Malacostraca; Decapoda; Penaeidae
Product: gamma-butyrobetaine dioxygenase-like
Exons: 9
Coding region: 174-1514 (446 amino acids)
Biological process (GO): carnitine biosynthetic process
Cellular component (GO): mitochondrion
Molecular function (GO): oxidoreductase activity
Source: RefSeq, a predicted model, not a curated record
AUUCUUCGUUGGGCCCAGACCUUCGGCGCGUCACUCCUAGAGGAACUUCAUUUCUAGAGGAGAUUUCACUCCUACAGGAAAUUCACUUCUAGAGGAAGUUCCCUUCUAGAGGACACUUCGCUUCUAGAGAAAACUUCACUUCUAGCGGAGACUUCGCUGAACUCUUCUUCAAGAUGUUGACUUCGAGGAUUUUACGCGUCGCUCGCUGUUCCUCUUCUCUGGUGGCGAGGGUCGCCCCCAAGGACGCCACCGGAGCGCAGCGCCCUGCCGGAGGGCCAAGAGCCCCGUGCGUCCGGCCCUUCGCCACCUCGCUCUCGCGGUCUGGCGAGGCACAGGUCUCCAAGCCAUUUUCCACUCCCCCCAGCGAAGUAACGGACGCGAGGAUGGCGCUGAAGACGGUGACGGUGGAGUUCGGCGACGAGAGCCAGAGCGCCUACCCUCACGUGUGGCUCAGAGAGAACUGCCAGUGCCACGAGUGCUUCAACCAUGACGCCAUCGCCAGGACGUUCCUCCUCGAGGACUUGGACCUCGAUAUGAGACCGAAGAACGUGAGGGUGGAGGACGGCUGCCUGCGGGUGGAGUGGGAGGACGGCCACAUCGGCGUGUUCUCGGGCCCUUGGCUCCACCAGCGCGCCUUCACGCAGGAGGCCAGAGCUAAACACCGCGCGCAGUACAUGCUUUCGAGGGUUCGCUGGGGCCCUGGCUUCCAAGUGCCACUCAUUGACUACCAGAGUGCCAUGGAGGACGACCGGGUGCUCCUCGACUGGCUCACCCUUCUGGAGAGGUUUGGAGUCGUCCUUAUCACCAACGCGCCUCAGAAAGUGGGUGCCAUCAACGACUUCAUCAACAACAUUGGCUUCGUGAAACCGACGCAUUAUGGGACGGAUUACGAGCUCGUGACGCACGUAACACCGAAUAACUUGGCUUAUACGGGAUCCAAACUCGGCCUCCACACGGAUCUCCCUUACUACGAAUACCCACCCGGGACGACCUGGCUCCACUGCCUGCGCCAACACGAGGGCAAAGGAGGAGACAAUGACCUCGUAGAUGGCCUGAAUGUUGCUGAUGUCCUUCGCGAGAGACACCCUGACCUCUUCCAAGUACUGGUCGACACCCCCGUCUAUUUUCAGGAUAAGGGCUUCCAUCAGUAUGACUUCGAUAAGAUCACGAGAGUGCCUGUUAUCAUGUUAGACGAACGCGGACACGUGCGUCGGAUUCACAUGUCCUCGCAGUCACGUGACCCCAUCAUGGACCUGGACACAGACGGCGUCCUGCAGUUCUACAAGGCUCUUAAGACCUUCAACAGCAUCCUUAUGGAGAUCAGUAUCUGUGUCAAGACCAAACCGGGCGACAUCCUCGUGCUGGACAACACCCGGGUCCUCCACGGUCGCCAGGCCUUCGAACCGGACGCGUCUUCGGGUCCCCGGCACAUCCACAACGCCUACAUUGACUGGGAUGAGCUGAGGUCGAAAAGAAGGGUUCUCCAGCGAAAGUUCAAUGUGAACCUCGCUUAAUGGGGGUGUCUCUUGAGUGAAUGAAUUUCAUUUUUUUACUUAUUAUUAUUAUUUUUUAAUGUUUCGGUAUAUAUAUUUUUGAGUGUUCUCUGAAUGGGUGAAUUUCCUUUUUUUUUCUUUUUUAUUAUUAUUAUUAUUAUCAUUUUUUUUUUUAUAUUUUGGCAUAUUUGAGAGUUUUUUUUUUUCUUUUCUUAUCUUGUUUUUUGUUCAUGAAAUGUUUUUUUAGUGUUAUUUGACUUGAGUUUUUUAUUAUCAUAGCUAAUUUCUUAUAUAUUUUUUUUAUGAAUAGCUGUAGGAAGUAGUAUUAUAGCGUGAUUUGCGGAUGUUUAUAGUACCUUUUUCAUAAGGAGACUGUGAUUUGUAUUAUAACACAUGUGUGACGUUUUGAGGUGUGUAACAUGCAGCUGUGUAUCAAGAUUGGUUAUCAUGUGAGAGAAAAUAACAGACGAGAAUAUCA